AUGUCCUCCCGCGUGGACGCCGUGGCCUCCAAGGUCCAGACAGCUGUCACCAUGAAGGGGGUGACGAAAAACAUGGCCCAGGUGACCAAGGCCUUGGACAAGGCUCUGAGCUCCAUGGAUCUGCAGAAGGUGUCGGCGGUGAUGGAUAAAUUUGAGCAGCAGGUUCAGAACUUGGACGUUCACACGUCGGUGAUGGAGGACUCCAUGAGCUCUGCGACCACCCUGACCACGCCCCAGGAGCAGGUGGACAGCCUCAUCGUCCAGAUCGCCGAGGAGAACGGCCUGGAGAUCAUGGACCAGCUGAACCAGCUCCCCGAGGGGGCCUCGGCAGUGGGGGAGAGCUCCGUGCGCAGCCAGGAGGACCAGCUCUCCCGGAG
Molecule: messenger RNA, 377 nt
Organism: Chaetura pelagica (chimney swift)
Lineage: Eukaryota; Metazoa; Chordata; Aves; Apodiformes; Apodidae
Product: charged multivesicular body protein 1a
Exons: 3
Biological process (GO): protein transport; late endosome to vacuole transport; endosome transport via multivesicular body sorting pathway
Cellular component (GO): ESCRT III complex; multivesicular body
Source: RefSeq, a predicted model, not a curated record